UCGGUUAGCAGCCUGCAGAACUCAAAUGCCGCUCUAAAAGCAUUUGAUACCGGAAUUGGUUUUUCUUUAUUUGCCGUGAAAAUUUUGUUGAAUAGUGGCACUAGUACUAGUAUCGGUACUCUUGGAAAUUUCGUUGGGCUGUAUUGCAAGAUACCAUAUAAUUGUCUACUCUGGUAUUCUGCGUACAAUACACAGGUGUCUGCUGUGAUUUGAUCCAAUCAGCUUGUGAACCGGCUUUGGACAAUACUGCACUCAUAUGCGAAAUUCCGGCAAUGGCUCAAACGCGCGACUAACUUCGCCAAGGGCGUUUUAGAUUAGUCUUGGUUUUGAGACUUGAGAACAUACAAAUAGCAAUUAAAGGUGGAUAGUCCCAAUCGAUGCGUAUUAGGGAUCCCGUAACGAGAUCCCCAACUGCACAAAACAUGCCGGCAUCCAGCGCACCCGGUCAACGUAUCCGGUUGCGUGCUGAAGAAGUUCAGGAGAGCCAACACUGCUGAGUGCAUUUCGACGAAAAGGCUUAUGUGCUCGUCCACAUUUAACAAUAACUGAUGCGUGAUCUGAUCCAGUCCGUGGAUAAAUGUCUUAAAAGCCUAAUCUGGGAAGGAGAUGCAUGAUUCUUGAUACCAAACGAAGGUGGUCGGCGACGGCUGGAAGUGGACCACAUUGCUCUUCAAGCAGCUGUUGAAGACCUGAACCGGCAAGACGUUCAAGCACUAAAAGACAACCGGAAGUCAAACAUGCAGCUCUUCAAAAACGACUACGUUCGAGAAUUUUUGGCAGAGUUUUUGGGCACAUUCAUUCUGAUCGUGUUCGGAAAUGGUGCGGUUGCGGAAGUUGUCCUCAGCAAACCAACCGGUGGCGUUAACGAUUUCUUCAGCAUCAACAUCGCGUACGGACUGGCGGUGGCAUUUGGAGUUUACGUUAGCGGCGGAGUCAGCGGAGGUCACCUGAAUCCCGCUGUUAGCGUCGCCUUCGCCUGCUUAAGAAAGCUGCAGUGGCGUAGGGUACCGAUAUACAUUGCUGCCCAGUAUAUCGGUGCUUGGUUUGGAUCAGCCAUUAUUAUGAUGGUUUAUUUCGAUGCAUUAAAGAGUUACGAACAGUUCACAAACAUAUCUCGGGAACUGGACACGAAAACCGCCGGAAUUUUUGCAUCGUACCCUCAAGAAUUUCUCAGCUGGCGAAAUGGUUUUUUCGAUCAAAUUUUUGGAACAAUGCUACUCAUGAUCGGAGUACUAGCACUGACCGAUGAGCGCAAUACAAAUCCUCAUAAAGGAGUGGUGCCAAUUCUGGUCGGUUUACUAAUCGCAGCAAUCGGAUUGGCAUUUGGUUUCAACUGCGGAUAUCCCAUUAAUCCUGCUCGAGACCUUGGUCCGCGCAUUUUUACUGCCAUGGCUGGAUGGGGACACAUGCCCUUUAGCAUCAGAGAUUACAACUGGUUCUGGAUCCCGGUCAUCGGACCGCAUCUGGGUGCACUGCUUGGCGCACUGAUCUACAAGUAUUUCAUCUCCAACCACUGGCCGCAGUCGGCGGCGACAUUGGAGUCUAGUCCUCCUUUGGUCAUCCACACCACACAUCCGGCUACUGUUAUUACCGCCACGCCAAGUUAUCAGCCAUUAAAGACCUCACAGUCGGCGUAUUCUCAAGGGGAAUUCCGAUGAAAUAAAUUGACAGUGAGAGGAAACCCGACGCACUGGAUGAAUUCUCGUACGGCUACUGCAUUUAUGAAUAAAACACAUUAUCGGUUCUGCCGUAUUGUUAACUAGAUGUCUUGAACUUCAAUUGAAUUUGAUAGUUGUGCUUAUAACUGACCAUGUGCUGAUUUGUUACGUGCAGAGUCUUGUGCGCAUCAAGGAACUCAUGUCACCUUCUCAGGCUGCCUGUUUUGUGUUUACAGGUUUUUAUUCGCAAUUAUGCGUUAAAACAAUUGUGCUCUACGUACUGUUUGUACGUUUAGAUAUAGAAAAUAACAAACAGCGUUUUGUGAUCGA
Paramacrobiotus metropolitanus is the source of this 1988-nucleotide messenger RNA. RefSeq names its product aquaporin-7-like. The record is from RefSeq and is a predicted model, not a curated record. Gene Ontology annotation, molecular function: glycerol channel activity; water channel activity. Lineage: Eukaryota; Metazoa; Tardigrada; Eutardigrada; Parachela; Macrobiotidae. The transcript is spliced from 15 exons. Gene Ontology annotation, cellular component: basolateral plasma membrane; plasma membrane. The coding region runs from base 738 to 1658 and encodes 306 amino acids. Gene Ontology annotation, biological process: water transport; glycerol transmembrane transport.